AGGUGGAACUGAUGAGCUGCCCGGAACUUUAGUGCCGCACCACGCGCUUCACUCACUCGGACCUGUGAGUGGGACGCACCGAAACGACUGGAGGAUGGCGGAAGGCGGGACUUUCUCCGAGGUCGAGGUCCUGCAGUCCAUUUAUCUGGACGAGCUGCACGUAACGCAGGAGCCCCGCAGCUCACACCCGUGGGAGGUCCACAUCACGCUGUUUCCUUCGACCGCCCAGGACCCUGAAGCUCAGUUUGUGCGCCUGACCCUGCAGCUGUCUCUGCCCGCACAGUAUCCAAAUUCUCCACCCAAGAUCUCCAUCCAGAAUCCCCGGGGGCUCUCCGAUGAGAAGAUUCAAUGUAUUCAGUGCACGCUGGCCGACCUCGCCAAGUCUUCAGUUGGGGGUCCCAUGUUGUACGAGCUCAUUGAGAAAGGGAAGGAGAUCUUGACGGAGAGCAACGUGCCUUACGGCCAGUGCAUCAUCUGUCUGUUUGGCUUCCAGGAGGACGAGGCGUUCACCAAAACGGCCUGCUACCACUACUUCCAUUCGCACUGCCUGGCACGGUAUGUGGAGCACCGGGAGAUGGAGAUUGAGGCUCAAAAGGCCGAACUGGCACUGGACAAGACCAGCAGCCUCCAGCAGGAGCUCAAAGUCCUGUGUCCUGUGUGCCGUGAGCCCCUGACCUACGACUGGGACAGCCUGCAGGCCACCGCCCCGCCUCAGACUCCACUGCUGCCAUUCAGGCCAGGAAAGGAGUUUUUGAGGAAAUGGGCAGAGCUGGAAGAAAUUCUGACGCGUCAGAGGCUAAAAGGGGGUGUGAUUGACCCCGAAGAGGAGAGCAACCGCUUUCUACUUCACAUUCACGAGACACCUUCAGAAGAAAGUGGUAACAAGACCAUUUUGAACCCAGAAGAGUCUGCUGCGGCUACCUCUCCAGCUGAAAACUUGGCCGUCCCUGUGGUAGAAACGUCCGUAGAAGCUGCCCCCAUUGAAGAAGAUGGAAGUCGGUCGGAAACCUCCGGGAAAAAGUGUGACCAGUCUGAUCUAAAGGAACCCAGUGUUCAAGCAGAAAUAAGAACUCCAGAGACACCUGGUCAUGCAUACCAGGAUUUGGGGAAGAACAGGAGAAGGAAAGACGAAAGGCCUCACUGGAGAGGCCGAGGCCAACACAGACGUCCGCAGUUCCCGAGAGUUCAAGAGAAGAGGGAGAUGCAUUUGGAAAGGACCUUUCACCGGAUGGGCUUGCAACCAGAAACUGUGUCACCCAGCCUGCCAUCGGAGGAGAUGGAGAAGAUAGGCCCUGAAUCAGUGCUGCCUGUACAAGUCGGGGUCCGCCAGACAGAAAGGUGGCGUCCUGCCAGACCCGUCCACCAGUCGAAAAGUCAUGUGAUGUGCGCAAGGCGACUCGAUGACAGGAACUGUGAUGCAAUCAGUCCCUUGUCUCAGGACGCUCGUACCGAAACUCAGGAUAACAUUCGGGACUGUAGCACCGGUCAGUCAGAACAUGUGAUAGCGGGCGACGGAAAGAAGCUCGAACCAAUGGUCAACACCUGUGACAAUCCGGUAGAGGAGAAAAUCAUCAGGAACGACAACUUCUCUUCAGGCUGCGAGCCCCCGGGCAGCUCACAGCGGCACAGCAGCAGACCUCAUGGAGGAUGGAGUCGGACAAGUGGCCCGAACCCGACAAGAGGGGGAUAUUGGAAGCCACAUUUCCAGGGAGGAAGAAGGGACUUCACACCAAGGGGAAGAGGAAGGGGCAGGGGGCAAACUGGCUCAAAAAGGGAACUGAAGGAGGAUGUGUGAUGGGGGGCUUUCAACCUGGAAAGAGGGUGCAACUUUCCACAAAAUAAAGCUGAGCACGUGA
This is a messenger RNA of Polypterus senegalus (gray bichir), 1856 nucleotides long. RefSeq names its product ring finger protein 25 (gene rnf25). Gene Ontology annotation, biological process: protein ubiquitination. Gene Ontology annotation, molecular function: protein binding; ubiquitin protein ligase activity. Lineage: Eukaryota; Metazoa; Chordata; Cladistia; Polypteriformes; Polypteridae. Bases 95 to 1795 code for a protein of 566 amino acids. The record is from RefSeq and is a predicted model, not a curated record. Gene Ontology annotation, cellular component: nucleus. The transcript has 10 exons.